AAUUAACAAAGUCUAAUAUUUAUACUACCAACUGUUUAUAUUACAUUAAAUAUACAUACAAAUAUAUUUUUGGAUAUUUUAAAUCAAAAUCACAAUCAUGCUUCAUCGACCUACUCUCAUGCCUGCAUCAAUGAAAUCAUCAUCAAAAUUCAACUUAUCCACUAAUUCAAAACAUUCAUCUCAAUCAAUUAAAAUGGAAAGUCAUCUAGAUGAUAACGGUGGUGAGACAGUUAUUGUACGACCUACAAAUCCAAAUGAAGAUCGUAUGAAACAAGAAGAUACAACAUUUGAUGAUGUAUUAAAGAAAGAACAAGAAGAUUAUGCAGAGCAAGAUUACAAUGGGAAUGAUGUAGACAUGAAUUCAAAUGACUCUCAUAUGAAAAGUGAAUCUCACAUUCCAGUGUCGAAUAGUAAAUUGGAUGAACCCACUGGAAAUGGAACUGCAGUCACCGUAACCACAGAUUCGGUUAAACCUAUUGGAAUUCUACCUCUGAAUGAUGCCAUUCACAAUUUACUCACAUUUACACCACAUGUUGCUCCCACCAUACAAAAUGUUCCACUUCAACCUAUACUGUCGAGUAAAAUGAAUGGAUCAGGAAGUGUGCAAUUGCCGAAUGUUGUUUCCAAUGCAUUGCCUACAUUGUGGCUUCAUUCUCCUGUUGUGAAUUCAACGGGAAUGAGUAUGCCUAAUGUGAAUAGUGUGACAGAUUUGACGAGUAAUAUUGUACAGAAUAGUGCGGCUGCACUGAAUCCACUUGUUGCUGCUGUGCUUGUGAAUUGUGCCACAGUGAACAUGAUAAGUCAGCUAGCUGGAUCUAUGUGUACUCCGAUGGUGAACAGCAGCAUGAUCGAUGGUAAUGUUAAUUGUAGUAAUGUGAACAAUAAUAGUACCCACACUAGUAGUGCUUGUAGUGUUAAUAGUGGUAGUGUUGGUGUAGGUGUUGGUGUUGGUGGUGUCGGUGUUGGUGGUAGUGGUGGUAGUAGUAGUAGUAGUGGAGUCAACACUGUAAUAAUCCCUACAGCGUCAUUACUUCCCAAUUUGUUAUCUGCGAUUCCGUUGUCUACGUAUAUAUCGGGAUUAGGACUGAAUACAAGUGGAGGUAUAAUUACUGCACCAAAUAGUUUGUGUAAUGUUGGCGUUACUAGUACAGUUGUCUCGUCUGCUGCAACUCUCAAUACGAACAAUAAUAACAAUAAUAAUAUUGGUGGUAUAAUUGUGACACCAUCGAAUGUUGAUAAUAUUAUGGUUUCACUGUCAUCUUGUAGAAAUCAAGCUGAAAGCAAUGAUGUGAUGUAUAAUACUGAAAGAUCCGUUGUAAAUAAUUCAUCUAAUGAAAUUAUUAAGAAUAUUGAGAAUAAUAAUGGUGAUAAUAAUAGUGCAACAACUGUAAAAUCCGAAUCAUUCCAGUCAUAUAUGAUAAUUCCUGAUUCCAGAACAAUGUUUAGCACUAAGCCUACAAGAGAAUUGAAGAAGUAUCACUGUACAUAUCCAGGAUGUGACAAAUCGUAUGCUAAACGAUGUCAGUUGAAUCAACAUAUAUCAACGCAUAUGAUUACUGAUCCGAUAUCUUGUGAUGUACCGAAUUGUAAUGUGAAAUACUUUUCAGAGGAGGAUUUAAAAAGACAUAAAUCAUCUGAACAUUCAUCAGUCGAUCAGGAUUCGAGUCGUCAACAUGCUUGUACAAUUCCUGAAUGCAGUAAAUCCUAUUCGGAGUUGAAUAAAAUCACGAAACAUCCCGAAAUAACUACUAUUUCACCAGAUGUGCUAACUAAAUCAACGGAACCAGUGGAAACGAGAAAUGCAAUAUCGAUAGCACCGAAUGUUAAGAAAAAUCUCCCACCUAUUGCACCAAAAUCAACCUUAUCUCUUCCCAAAAAUUUGGUUUUUCGAAAUGUUUGUACAUAUCUUGGAUGUGGUAAAUCUUAUUCAUCAUUCAGCAAACUCAAGGUACAUUUAAGAUCGCAUAAGUAUGAAAGACAUUACGUUUGUAGAAAACCUGGUUGUGGUGCUACAUUUACUGAAUUGUCUGGAAUACGAUCUCACAAACUAUCCCACAUAUUCAUCCAUAAAUGUUCCGGACGAUUGGAUCAAUAUCCCAUCACUAUGGUUAGUAAUAUAUUCCGAACAAGUCUUGAUACUUCUGAACCAAUAUUGAAUACUCAUGGUAGCUCUGAAAUAACUACUAUUUUACCAGAUGUGUUACCUAAAUCAACAAAACCAACUGAAAUUACAAGUGAAAUAUCGAUAGCACCGAAUAUCUAUAAAAAUCGCACUCUCCCACUCGUUGCACCAAAAUCAAGUGCACCUCUUCUUAAACCGUCUAUUCCCACGGUAAGUUGGGAUUCCGCAAUGAAAUCACCUCAUGUUUGUCCAUUUAAAGAAUGUGGUAAAGCAUUCCUGAAACGAAAUAAACUACAUGAGCAUGUAUGUCGACAUACAGGUAUACGACCUUUUGUUUGUGACCAAUGUAAUGCAUCAUUCGUUCAAAGGUAUGAAUUACGUCGUCACAGUGUUAUCCACCUUCGUGGUGCACAACCAAGAAGUUUAUCACGUUUCCUCACAACUCCACAACAAACAAAUGAAACACUUGAAUCUAUUGUCACAAACAGUCAAAUUUCUGUCAGUACUACUCCCAUUACUAUUCCCAAUACUGAUACUAUUACUACUACUCAUACCACUUAUACUACCACUACUACUACUACUACUACUACUAAUAAUAAUAAUAAUAAUAAUAAUAAUACUAUUCCCACUGUUGCUACGACAGUUUCUUCAACCAGUUUUAUUUCAGAUACUACAAAUUCCACCAUAUCUACUGUCCCUGUUUCUAUCAAUACUCUUAAAGUUGAAGAAGAGUCACAACUCAUCAAAAUGGAAGAAAUUACUGAACAAUCAACAAGUUUGCAACCAUGUGAUACUGAUGAUCAGGUAACAGGCUGCAUUGAUAAAUAAUGUUAUCCACUUUGAAUUAUUUAAUUAUGAUUUUGACGAUUAUUUAAUGUAAACGGAAUGAUUGGUAACAUUUUUAUACAAAAAAUAUGACCCACUAUUAAUUCUCUUUGACGAUUUAGUAAUAAUGAUUGUAGUUGACUCAUUCAUUUGUAGUGCUCUUCUUUUUUUACAAAUGCCAUUCAUUCAUUAACCAAUUAACCAUUUGUAUGCUCACCAAUAAUUAGUAGUAGAAUAUGAACCAUGAAAUUUCGAUAGAUUUUAUCAUACCCAAAUUAAUAGCAUAUACUUUUUACACAUAAACAAGUGAAGUAAUCAGAUAUCAUCUAAUCAAACAGUAAGUUUCUCUAUUGUUACAUCGUUCUGUGUAGAUCACACUGGUCGGUUUGUGAGAUGCAUAUCAAAUUUUAUUCAUACCAAAUUGAGCUAGGAAAUUGUACCGAAGUCCAGAGAAAUAACGAGUAAAUGGUUGUACAUUCUUUCUUUCAUAGCUUGAGGGUAACCGUAGGCUAUGUGAUACUUUACUGUCCUGUCCCUAUAUCAUCAUUCCUCCCCUCUCUCUUUUCUCUUGGAUAAUAUGUGUAUGUGUGUGAGUGAGAGAAACUAAUAAUAACGCACAAACACAAUAGAAUGAAGAAAUCGAUUUUGUCUAGCUGCCAUAAUCAGAUAAACCAAACAGAUCUGUUUAGAGGAAAGAGAAAGACAAAAAUAGUGUGAAACAUAAAGACGAUAGACAGGAGAAAUACAUCAUGCUGACGUGUUUACGUAAUUGGCAGUUCGCAAACCGUGACUACAUGUGCUAAGCACCAAUGUUUGAUUUUUCUGAAGAAAUGAAUGUGGUUUCCACAUUCAUCAUCUGUUCAAUACGAAACGUGCCUCCAAAAUGGAAUAAAGUAUUGAAGGUAUCUGUUCCAAACUAUCAAUAUGUGUCAUUCAAUGAGAAUGACACCAGUCUAUCUCAUGCAAUUUACACUUGUGUAUGCGAUAUUAUUGGACGAAUGUUGUAUGGGUGGUGUGAGUGUGUUGUCAUAACGACAGAAUGUAAAUUGUUCUCAUUGAAUGAAUUGAAUGAAAAUGUGUUGUGCAACAGAUAACGUGUAAGUAGUGUGACCCUAAAUGCCCUGGAACGGCCAAGAGUGGGGAGAGUCCGCUCUCCCUCUCGAAAUUCUCUCACGUGGCCAUGCGUAUAUAGCCUCUGUCACGGAAGUCCUACUCACUGCUUUCGCGUGGCGAGGGUGUUGUCUACGAAAAUGAGAGGACGAAAAGCGAAUGUCCGGCGCUAUAACCGGAUCCCAAAACAAUGGUGCACAUGGGCUCUAGUAUCCUGCGGGAACAAAUGACGUAUGAACCAAUCGUUGGUCACCGACUACAAUGGGACUGCAUCUCCUUACGAUGCUCCACUGCCUUGUGGAUCAGAUCUUUAGGUUGAAGGCUCGGGGUGUGGCCCCUGGUAAAACUACCUGCUUCGGUUCGGGCACCCGGGUAGUAUCACAGCCCACACACAAAUCAAUUGAGAUCUGUGUGGCGCAUAUGUAUUUGAUGCCUCCUUGUACCAAUACCUAUGUGUUAAAAUAAAUAAUAAAUAAAUAAAUAGUGUGGCCUGUUUGAUGAAAAUCACUUAGAUCACACUAAUGAAUGUGUGUGACGAAGUCACCGAUAAUUGGUUUUUCAGAACCCCACGUACCUCACUCUUAUCUCCUUCAAGAUACUGCUGAUCUGUGAUAAGACAUUUGUCCCAACUCAGUUUCCAUUAUUCUCAACAUCACUGGAAGUCGUGAGAAAUCAGACUCUCCAACUGUAUCAUUGUUCCAUGUCCUUUCAUAAUCCUUGAUGUUUUGCACGAAUCGUGUGCACAGACGAUCUCUCCGAACUCAGUUCAUGAGCAAUCACGUGAACGGCGAACCGACAAUGGGCAAACACAGACAACCGUACACGUUCAGUGUUCUCAUCAAUAGCUGAUGUCGAUGGUUGUCCUGAUGUUGUACCAAUCACCCUUGUAGUUUUCUGACUCCUCACUAAAAAUUUUUUCGAUUAAUCACUGGAAUUUUCUUGUAUCUACUGAGCUGACGACUCACAUUUCUUCUCUUGUUCUUUUCUCUUCCAGAGUUCCACCCACACGUUACUCUACACACUCCUUCAGUCUAAACGUGAGACAUUACAAUCUUCAUAAAUAAUCGUCAACAUCUGAUGGAUUUCGUGAGAGUGUUUUCGAAGUUCCACUAAAAUAUUUGGUGGUUGAUCCGGUGUAAUUAAUUAUGAAACAUUAAACAAUGUACAUUAAACAAUUCGAAGUAAAACGAAAUAUAGUAUAAUAUAAUGUUUGAAUGAUCAGUUUUCUUAUUCGUGUUGUAUAUCUGAACUAAAUGUUCUCUCAUUUAAUGAAAUUUUCAAUUUUACUGCCGAAUGAAUUUGUAUCCUUAUUGGACAUCACAGAUAACAUUUAACUCUAAAAUUACAUUUCUUAACAUUAUCCACCUACAGCUAACAUAGAUAUUUCAAUAUUACAUUAUGUGGGUUCUGUUUGUACUGAACAUCACAGUCGAAUGUAACUUAUUUACACAAAAUAAAUAAUUUUUAAUAAU
Molecule: messenger RNA, 5529 nt
Organism: Schistosoma spindalis
Lineage: Eukaryota; Metazoa; Platyhelminthes; Trematoda; Strigeidida; Schistosomatidae
Source: the annotation of a GenBank genome assembly